Molecule: messenger RNA, 6207 nt
Organism: Cotesia congregata
Lineage: Eukaryota; Metazoa; Arthropoda; Insecta; Hymenoptera; Braconidae
Source: the annotation of a GenBank genome assembly
AUGGAUAACCAACAAGUAUGGGUCCGGGACCAGAAAGAAGGUUUCAUAAUCGGUAAAUUCACGGAUAUGGUAGACGGUGACGCAUUAAUUGUUCCUCUUGAUCCGAAAUAUCCUCAACGCACGUGCCCACUCGACGAGGUAUAUCCAGCUGGAGAAUACACCAAAGACGUCGAAGACAAUUGUGCCCUGAUGUACCUGAAUGAGGCGACUCUCCUCAAUAACAUACGCACUCGCUACUUCAAGGACAAAAUAUACAGUUACGUAGCUAAUAUCCUCAUUGCCGUUAAUCCGUACUGUCCAGUUAAAGACCUGUACUCACGACAAACCAUAAAAGCUUAUCAAGGAAAAUCGCUGGGUGAAACACCUCCUCAUGUUUUUGCUAUCGCUGACAAGUCUUUUCGAGAUAUGAAAGUGCUGAAACAAUCUCAGAGUAUUAUUGUGUCUGGUGAGUCAGGCGCAGGAAAAACAGAAUCAACUAAAUAUUUAUUGCGUUACCUUUGCGAUUUAUGGGGCUCGACUGCGGGACCGAUUGAACAGAAAAUCCUCGAUGCAAACCCAGUACUAGAAGCGUUUGGUAACGCAAAAACUAAAAGAAACAACAACAGUUCUCGAUUUGGCAAAUUUAUGGAAGUCCAUUUUGACAACAAGUGUCAAGUAGUAGGUGGUUUUAUAUCCCACUAUCUCUUGGAAAAGUCCCGUAUAUGUUUGCAGAGUCCAGACGAGCGAAAUUACCACAUAUUUUACAUGAUGUGCGCGGGCGCUCCAGCAGAAUUGCGUUCAAAACUGGGCAUUACCAAACCCGACGACUUUCAUUAUCUAAAAAACGGAUGCAGUCAGUACUUUUGUAACGAAAAAUCCGAGAAGAAGCUCAAUGAAGCCCAAAAAUCCCAGAACCACCUAGAGAAGGGAGGUCUUUCCGACCCAAUUCUCGAUGACGUCGACGGUUUUAGUACCGUUGAUCAGGCUUUCACUCGUCUCGGGCUCACUGAAGUCGAACGAAUGGAGAUCUACACGAUGGUAGCAGCUGUUCUCCACCUCGGAAACAUAGUCUUCGAAGACAAUCCCGAAGACACGCGUGGCGGCUGUAGAAUCGCCGGUACCACUGCUAAAUCCGUCACAAUGUCCGCUAAACUUUUGGGUGUUGAUCCAGAAGAGCUCAAAGAAGCGCUGGUAUCAAAAGUAAUGCAAACAAGCCGCGGAGGAUACAAAGGGACUGUUAUCAUGGUUCCCUUGAAGAUAUACGAGGCAAACAAUGCCCGAGAUGCCCUCGCGAAAGCUAUCUACAGCAAAUUAUUCGACCACAUUGUCAUGCGCAUCAACAAGAGUAUUCCCUUCAAAGCUUCCAGCUACUACAUUGGAGUUCUCGAUAUUGCGGGCUUUGAGUACUUCAAAGUCAACAGCUUCGAGCAGUUUUGCAUAAAUUACUGCAAUGAAAAACUCCAGCAGUUUUUUAACGAGCGAAUUCUCAAAUUUGAGCAAGAGUUGUACGCAAAAGAGUCGCUUAACAUCCCUAAAAUUUCUUACGUUGAUAAUCAAGACUGCAUUGACCUUAUCGAGGCUAAAAUGAACGGAAUAUUCAGUCUUCUAGAUGAGGAAUCAAAAUUACCCACUCAGAGCUUCGCGCAUUUUACCAGUGAAGUUCAUCGCACCUGGAACGGUCACUUUAGAAUCACAUUGCCGCGAACUUCAAAGCUUAAAGCUCACCGCGAGCUAAGGGACGAUGAGGGAUUUGUUAUAAGACAUUUUGCUGGUGGCGUUUGCUACCAGACUAAUCAAUUUAUUGAGAAAAAUAAUGACGCUCUGCACGCAUCGCUCGAAGGGCUGAUUCAGGAGAGCGGUAAUAAUUUUUUGCGCACUCAAUUCGCGAAUCACUCCGCGAGUCAAAAGGGUAAACUUACUUUUAUUAGUGUGGGUAGCAAGUUUAAAACACAGCUGGGUGAGCUUAUGGAUAAAUUAAAGAGUAAUGGAACUAAUUUCGUGCGCUGUAUUAAGCCCAAUAACGAGAUGGUCGAUCAUAGCUUUGAUGGCAGCAGUAUUCUCGGUCAAUUACGCUGUUCUGGUAUGACUUCAGUGCUUGAACUAAUGGAACACGGCUAUCCGAGUCGCGUUCCCUUUCAGGAGCUCUACAAUAUGUAUAAAUCGUAUCUUCCACCGGAGCUUGCUAAACUUGAACCUAGGUUCUUCUGUGAGGCUCUCCUUCAGAGUUUGAAGCUUAAUAAUAAAGAUUUUAAGUUUGGUAUUACCAGGGUGUUUUUUAAACCUGGAAAGUUUGCAGAGUUUGAUAGAAUUAUGAAGUCAGACCCGGAAAAUUUGAAGAAACUUGUUGCUGAAGUGAAGAAAUGGCUGCUUAAGUCGAGGUGGAAUAAAAUUCAGUUUUGCGCGCUCUCGGUUAUUAAACUGAAAAAUAAGAUUAUUUAUCGGAGAAAUCAUCUUAUCGUGAUACAAAAAAAUGCGAGGAUGUUUAUUGCUAUGAAACAACACCAGCCGCGUAUCAAUGGGAUUAUGAAAAUUAAAAAUUUGAAGAGUCAACUGAUAGAGAUGCAGGAGAUUGCUAAUCAAUUAAAAAGCGCUAGGGAUAAGAGUAUUGAAGAUAUUAAAAAUUUACAGUUGGAAAUUGAUGUUGCUUUGAAGAAGAUUAAGAUGGAGCAAAAUAUAAAAAGUACGGAAAUAGAAAACCUGUAUACAAAAUUGAGGAUCGCUGUUAACAAUGAAAUGACCAACCUACAAGAUAAAGUACAGCAGCAAAAAGUAGAGGAGCAGAAAUUACGUAAACUUCAAGCUGAGAUGGAGAUAGAGAGGAAAAAAAAGGCCGAAGAGUUGGCUAAGAAAAAAGAGGAGGAGGAGAAUAAAAAGAAGAAGAUGGACAUUGAAGCGAGAAGAAAAGCCGAAGAAGAACAAAGAAAGAGACUUGAAGAGGAAGAUCAAAAAGCAGCACUGAGUCUUCAGGCUCAAUUGGAGAAAGAAGCUAUGGAGGAGAGCCAUUAUCGGGAACUCCUGGAACAGGAGCGACGAGACCAUGACUUGGCUGUGCGGCUGGCUCAGGAGUCUAAUGGACAAGUCGAGGACUCGCCUCCGCCUAUCAGGAAGUCGGAGCAAGUGAGAAAUCAUCAAGCGAUGAUGGCCAAUAAAAAGUACGAUCUGUCAAAAUGGAAGUACUCGGAAUUGCGUGACGCUAUCAAUACUUCUUGUGACAUUGAAUUACUCGAGGCGUGUCGUCACGAAUUUCAUCGUAGAUUGAAGGUGUACCACGCUUGGAAGGCGAGAAAUCGCAGACGUACUACAAUGGAUGAAAAUGAACGUGCUCCGAAGUCAAUUAUGGAAGCGGCUGCUAGAUCCUCACGUAAUCCACUGAAGCAUCAGAUAACAGAAACGUCACAACGUUUCUUCCGUAUUCCAUUCGUGCGUCCCAACGCUGCAGGACAAACGGAAAAUCCUAACGCUGGAAGUAAACGUGGGUGGUGGUACGCUCACUUUGAUGGGCAGUACGUAGCAAGACAAAUGGAAUUACAUCCAGAUAAGCCUCCAAUUUUAUUGGUAGCAGUAUGGGUCCCGGACCCGAAAGAAGGUUUUAAACUCAUAGAAAAAACCAAUGUUGCAGCUUCGAAUGUAAAAUACCCAGUCGGAGAUCCCAACAAAAACGAAGAUGAUAACUGUGCGUUGAUGUUUCUGAAUGAGGCAACUCUCCUCAAUAACCUCAGAAUUCGCUACGCCCAGGACAAAAUAUACACUUACGUAGCUAAUAUCCUCAUUGCUGUUAAUCCUUACUAUCCCAUUCAAGAGCUAUACUCAGAAGAUACAAUAAAAAAAUACCCAGGAAAAUCACUUGGUGAAGAACCUCCUCACAUUUUCGCUAUCGCUGAAAAGUCUUUCCAAGACAUGAAAAUGAAUAAAUCAUCGCAAAGUAUAAUUGUAUCUGGUGAAUCUGGUGCAGGAAAAACAGAAUCAACUAAAUAUUUACUGCAGUACCUCUGCAAAUUAAAGGGUUCCAGCGAUAACUCCCUAGAACAAAAAAUUCUUGCCGCAAACCCAAUACUAGAAGCGUUUGGUAACGCGAAAACUCAAAGAAACAAAAACAGCUCUCGAUUUGGCAAAUUUAUGGAAGUCCAUUUUGCUGAAAAUUUUCAAAUAGUAGGUGGUUCUGUAUCCCACUAUCUUCUGGAGAAGUCCCGUAUAUGUCUGCAGAAUUCAGAUGAGCGAAAUUAUCAUAUAUUCUACAUGUUGUGUGCCGGCGCUCCACUAAAAUUGCACAAAAAACUGGGCAUCAGCAAACCCGACGACUUUCUUUACCUGAAAAACGGAUGCAAUCAGUACUUUUGUAACAAAGAGUCCGAGAAGAAGCUCAGUCAAUCUCAAAAAUCACAGAGCCACCUCGCGAAGGGAUGUCUCUCCGACUCAGAUCUCGAUGACGUCGAAGGUUUUAAUAAAGUUGAUCAGGCUUUCACUCGUCUCGGGCUCACUGAAGUCGAACGAAUAGAGAUCUACUCGACGGUAGCAGCUGUUCUUCAUCUCGGCAACAUUUGCUUUGAGACGAUUCCCAAUGACCCGUCUGAGGGCUGUAGAAUCACCGCUGAAACUAUCAAUUUGGUCGAAAAGUCUGCUAAUCUUUUACGUGUCGAUUCGAAUGAGCUCAAAGAAGCUCUCGUAUCACAUAAAAGGCAAAGCAUACAGAAGGUGGAAGUUAUCGAAAGUCUGCUUCGACCAGAUCAAGCAGAGAACGCUCGAAAUGCUCUCGCCAAAGCUGUUUACAGCGAACUGUUCAAUUAUAUUGUUUCGCGUGUAAACAAAAGUAUUCCUUCUGAGUCUCACGAAUACUAUAUCGGAGUCCUCGAUAUUGCGGGCUUCGAGUCCUUCGAGGUAAACAGCUUUGAGCAGUUCUGCAUAAAUUACUGCAACGAAAAACUUCAGCAGUUUUUUAACCAGCGAGUUCUCAAAUCCGAACAAGAUACGUACAAAGCAGAGAAGCUCAACGUUCCUAAGAUAACUUACGUCGACAAUAAAGAAUGCAUUACUAUGAUCGAGGAUUCAGAAAAGGGGAUAUUUAGUCUUUUAGAAAAUUUUUUGAGACGUUCCGAUUCAACACCAGAAGAAUUUACUAAUCUAGUUCAUCAAACUUGGGAUAGAAAAGAUAAGCUCAAACAGCUAUCGACAAAAUGUAGAGCUCUAUAUGCACUGAAGCAGGAUGAGGGCUUUUUGAUAAAUCAUUUCGCAGGCGAGGUUUGCUACCAGACGAGUCAGUUUAUUGAGAAAAAUAAUGACGCUCUGAACUCCUCGCUCCAAGAAUUAAUUCAGAAAAGUGGCCAUGAAUUUUUGCAAACUGGGUUCGCGACUGACCCGGCGAGUAAAACAAAAAAACGAGUGAUCCACAGUGUAGGUAGCAAAUUUAAAAAACAACUCCGUGAUCUUAUGGAUGAAUUAAAGAAAAAUGAAACUAAUUUCGUUCGCUGUAUUAAGCCUAAUAAUAAAAUGGAGCCUCGUAAAUUUGAUGGCAGCUGUGUCCUCAGUCAAUUAAAAUAUUCUGGUAUGACUUCAGUGUUCGAAUUAAUGGGACACGGCUAUCCGAGUCGCGUUUACUACGAGGAGCUCUACAAAGUGUACGAGAAGUUUCUUAGUACACCGGACCUGGCUGGCCUUAAGGAGAAGGACUUCUGUGAAGCGCUAGUUCAGAGUUUGGAGCUGAAAGAAACUGAAGAUUUCAAGCUUGGUGAAAAAAGAGUAUUUUUCAAACCUGGAAAGUUUGCGGAGUUUGACAAAAUUAUGAAGUCAGAUGAGAAAAAAAUGAAACAAUUGGUGAUUAAUAUGAGAAAAUGGCUACGAAAAUCGCGAAUUGCUAAACUUCAAAAUUUGAAAGAACAAGUUCUCAAGAUGAAGGAAAUAGCUAAUCAAUUGGAAAGUACAGGGAAUAAGAGAAUUGAAGCUAAUGACCAAGUUAGAAGGAGAACUAGAACAGCAAAAAAAAAAAAAGAAGAGCAGAGAUUAGCUGAAAUUAAAGCUGAGGAAGAAAGAAGAAGACAGGAAGAGUUGGCUGGAAAUAGAUUGGAGGAAGCAAGAAAGGCCACUGACAUUCCCGACCCAUCUAAGUGGAAUUACUCACAAUUGUAUGCCGGGUUUUAUAGUAAUGACCCGAAUAAAAAAGCGGCAUCUCUCAUCGAAAUUAGAAAAAGAUUGGAUAUUUACCACAAUUGGAAGGCUGAGAAUAAUAUCGAGUGA